Messenger RNA from Capsicum annuum, 1982 nucleotides. Its product is annotated as zeta-carotene desaturase, chloroplastic/chromoplastic. Gene Ontology annotation, molecular function: 9,9'-di-cis-zeta-carotene desaturase activity. The record is from RefSeq and is marked provisional. Gene Ontology annotation, biological process: carotenoid biosynthetic process. NCBI's taxonomy places the organism in Eukaryota, Viridiplantae, Streptophyta, Magnoliopsida, Solanales, Solanaceae.
CACAAUUCUAUGGCUACUUGUUCAGCUUAUCUUUGUUGUCCUGCCACUUCUGCUUCUUUAAAGAAACGUGUUUUUCCAGAUGGGUCCGCUGGAUUCUUGUUUUUUGGUGGUCGUCGUUUGUCGAACCGGUUAGUGACCCCAAAGUCUGUCAUCCGAGCUGAUUUGAACUCCAUGGUCUCUGACAUGAGUACCAACGCUCCAAAAGGGCUAUUUCCACCUGAACCUGAACAUUAUCGGGGGCCAAAGCUGAAAGUAGCUAUUAUUGGAGCUGGCCUUGCAGGCAUGUCGACUGCUGUGGAGCUCUUGGAUCAAGGACAUGAGGUGGAUAUAUAUGAAUCAAGGACCUUCAUUGGUGGGAAAGUGGGUUCUUUUGUUGAUAAACGUGGGAACCACAUUGAAAUGGGACUGCACGUGUUCUUUGGUUGCUAUAAUAAUCUAUUCCGUCUGAUGAAAAAGGUGGGUGCUGAAAAAAAUCUGCUAGUGAAGGAGCAUACUCACACAUUUGUAAAUAAAGGGGGUGAAAUAGGGGAGCUUGAUUUCCGCUUUCCAGUUGGAGCGCCCUUACAUGGAAUUAAUGCAUUUUUGUCUACUAAUCAACUAAAGACUUAUGAUAAAGCUAGAAAUGCUGUAGCUCUUGCCCUUAGUCCAGUGGUGCGGGCUUUAGUUGAUCCAGAUGGCGCAUUGCAGCAGAUACGUGAUCUAGAUAGUGUAAGCUUUUCUGAUUGGUUUAUGUCUAAAGGAGGGACGCGCGCUAGCAUCCAGAGGAUGUGGGAUCCUGUUGCAUAUGCUCUUGGAUUCAUUGACUGUGACAAUAUCAGUGCUCGGUGUAUGCUCACUAUAUUUGCAUUAUUUGCCACUAAAACGGAGGCUUCCCUACUGCGCAUGCUUAAAGGUUCUCCUGACGUUUAUUUGAGUGGUCCAAUUAAGAAGUACAUCAUAGACAAGGGGGGAAGGUUCCAUCUGAGGUGGGGAUGCAGAGAGGUACUCUACGAGACAUCCUCUGAUGGAAGCAUGUAUGUUAGCGGGCUUGCCAUGUCAAAGGCCACUCAGAAGAAAAUUGUAAAAGCUGAUGCCUAUGUUGCCGCAUGUGAUGUACCUGGAAUUAAAAGAUUAGUACCUCAGAAGUGGAGGGAAUUGGAAUUCUUUGGCAACAUUUACAAACUGAUUGGAGUGCCUGUUGUUACUGUGCAACUACGAUACAAUGGCUGGGUUACGGAGUUGCAGGACUUGGAGCGUUCAAGGCAAUCAAAGCGCGCUACAGGUUUGGACAAUCUCCUGUACACGCCAGAUGCAGAUUUCUCUUGUUUUGCAGACCUUGCAUUGGCAUCUCCAGAAGAUUAUUACAUUGAGGGACAAGGCUCGUUGCUUCAAUGUGUCCUUACGCCUGGCGACCCUUACAUGCCUCUACCAAAUGAAGAAAUCAUAAGAAGAGUGUCAAAGCAGGUUUUGGCGUUAUUUCCUUCUUCCCAAGGUCUUGAGAUAACCUGGUCAUCAGUUGUGAAGAUUGGGCAAUCCUUAUAUCGUGAAGGACCUGGUAAAGACCCGUUCAGACCUGAUCAAAAGACGCCAGUGGAAAAUUUCUUUCUUGCUGGCUCAUAUACAAAACAGGACUACAUCGAUAGUAUGGAAGGGGCAACUCUUUCAGGCAGACAAGCUUCUGCAUACAUAUGUGAUGCUGGAGAGCAGCUGUUGGCGCUGCGAAAAAAGAUUGCUGCUGCUGAGUUAAACGAGAUCUCUAAAGGUGUAUCGCUAUCGGAUGAGUUGAGUCUUGUCUGAUGACUGCAAAUCAUUCAGAAAUAUAAUUCAGUUAGGCAGUGCAUAAGGAAGAAUUCUUCUAAAUUUUUGAGUCUCACAAUUAUGGAAAUCAAAAUAUGUUUUAAAAAUGUUGUAUGUAUGUAAUAUUAGUAAAUCUUCAUAGUGAUGUAUGUAUCUAUUCUGCCACGCUUCAGUUUAGUGAAAUGGAACUUAUUGCUGCAUCAAUC